Molecule: messenger RNA, 2340 nt
Organism: Paramecium tetraurelia
Lineage: Eukaryota; Ciliophora; Oligohymenophorea; Peniculida; Parameciidae
Exons: 6
Biological process (GO): peptidyl-serine phosphorylation; signal transduction
Cellular component (GO): cAMP-dependent protein kinase complex
Molecular function (GO): ATP binding; cGMP-dependent protein kinase activity; cAMP-dependent protein kinase activity
Source: RefSeq, a predicted model, not a curated record
AUGGAUCAAAACCACUGGAAUCAGAAGUCAUCUGUUUAAGAGUUUGGAAUUGAUAAGAAUGUAUAAUAAUAAGUAGUCCCACCACUUUAAGCUCAAUUAAUCAGAAGAGUCUCAAAACGUAAUAUUGCAAUAAAGGCAACCCAGGAGAGUGGCGUGGGAUAAAUCUUUGAAACUUACCAUCCAUAACAAAGGAAUCAAACAUUGGAUGAUAUUAAAUUCAUCAUCAAAUGCUUUUAAGGCCAUUUUGUAUUUAGCUCAAUGACUGAAACAUAAUUGACUCAGUUGGCCAAUAGCAUGUUUUAUUGCAAAUUAUCAGUAGGCUAAACAAUCAUUCGUUAGGGGGACGGUGCAAGCUCAUUUUUCAUUUUGGAAAAAGGAAGGAUUAAUGUCAUAGUGGAUAAUGUACCUCGUAAGGAGAUAAAUGCAGGACAAGGAUUUGGUGAAUUAGCGUUAUUGUACAAUGCCCCAAGGUCUGCAACAUGCAUGGCAGUUGAAGAAUGCUACCUUUGGGGAAUUGACAGACAUACAUUUAGAAAAAGUGUUGAAACCAUUAUGAGAAGCGAGUAAGAGAAGAAUCGCAAAUAUUUGGAAAGUGUUAAAUUCUUUAAUUAAUUGACAAGAGAGUAAAAAGAUGCAGUGGCUGGAGUUUUGAUAUCUUAAAAAUUCAAUGCUAAUGAAAUCAUUGUAAAUGAAGGAGAUUAGGCUAGCUCAUUUUAUAUCAUAGUGGAAGGACAGUGUGGAGUGUUCAAUAAGGAAGGACAACAAAUAUCAGUGCUCAAUCCUAGUGAUUCAUUUGGUGAGUCAGCUCUUAAGUAGGAGCAUCAAGUGAGAAUGAUGACUAUCAAAUCAGUUCAAAAGGAUACCAAGGUGUUGGCCUUAGGAAAAGAUAUGAUUCAAUAGAUCUUGGGAGACUAGGUUCAAGCUAUCAUUUAUAAAAACAUUUGUAAAUGGGCUCUCAAUUCAUCCAAAUUAUUUAGCAAAACUCCACACUCUUAUUAGGAUAAAUUAUUGGAAGGUGUGUAAGUCAAAAUGUUUACUGCCAAUUCCAAAAUUAUAUUGAAGGGAGAUAAAGUUGGUCAAUUAGUCAUUCUUUUAGAUACUGAUGCCGUUGAUGAAAAUAAGGUUAAAUUUGUUAAGGGAUCAAUUCUAUUUGAGGAUUCAUUAUAAGAUAAAUUGUCAGGCACCACUCACUUAAAGACUGUAUCUGUUGAAGCAGAUGGACAUGUAGCAAUAGUUGAUUAUGAAGCCUUUAGAAGUUAAUAAGGAAGUGUUGAAAAAAUACAAUAAGGAAAGGCAUAGUAAUAAGAAAAGUCGAGUGCUCAUGAGGAAUAGAUUAAGAGUUAACCAUUCAAAAAUUUAAUAUAUUUAAAUAAAUUAGGUUCAGGGUAAUUUGGAUCUGUCUAUUUAUGUAAGUUUAAGGAACUAGACACUUUAUUUGCUCUUAAGUAUGUCACAAGGGCACAUAUCCAGUAAUUCGGAAUACAAAAACAUAUCCAAUAAGAAAAGGCUGUUUUAGAAUUGAUGGACAAUCCAUUCAUUUUUAAAUUCUACAGAUCCUAUAAGGACAAUGAAAAUAUAUACUUUUUGACAGAAUACAUAGCAGGAAUGGAAUUAUUUGAUGCCAUCAGAGUUAUUGGAUUAUUAAGCAAAUUCGAUGCUCAAUUCUAUGCUUCUUAAAUGAUAUUGCAAAUGGAAUAUCUUCAUACUUAACAUAGCAUUGUGUACAGAGAUAUUAAACCAGAGAAUCUUAUGGUUGAUGAUUAAGGAUAUCUAAAACUAAUCGAUAUGGGAACAGCUAAGUCUUUUAAAAAUUAAUAAUCUACUAAGACAUUUACUAUAAUUGGGACUCCUCACUAUAUGGCUCCUGAAGUCAUUUCAGGAAAAGGCUAUGGUUACUUUGCUGACUUAUGGAGUGUCGGAGUGUGCGUAUAUGAAUUUAUAUGUGGUGGAUUGCCAUUUGGUGAAGACGCUGAGGAUCCCUUCGAAAUUUAUAAGGAAAUCAUAAAGAAACCAAUCAGUUAUCCACAUUUCAUGACUGACAAAUCUGCAAAACCUUUUAUAGAAUAGAUGAUGAACAAAAUUCCAGAAGUCAGAUUAGGAGGAUCGUACUCAACUCUGAAAUCUCAUGUUUGGUUCAAGGAUUAUGAUUGGGAGAAACUGUUGAAUAAGAGUUUGAAGGCUCCAUUAUUGAAAGGGAAGGACAAUGUUAUGACUUCGGCUUAGAUAUAGAGUGCAUAAUAAAAAGCUAUCUCUGUGUAUGAUUAGAUAUAGAAAGACACUUAAGGGGAGAAGAAAGUCUUAGCAAGUGCAAAGGAUGCGGAAUGGGAUAGUGUAUUUUGA